This is a messenger RNA of Brassica napus (rape), 1442 nucleotides long. Its product is annotated as putative germin-like protein subfamily 1 member 2. The record is from RefSeq and is a predicted model, not a curated record. The transcript has 2 exons. NCBI's taxonomy places the organism in Eukaryota, Viridiplantae, Streptophyta, Magnoliopsida, Brassicales, Brassicaceae. Bases 502 to 1233 code for a protein of 243 amino acids. Gene Ontology annotation, cellular component: cell wall. Gene Ontology annotation, molecular function: manganese ion binding.
AGCUUAAGUGAUUGAUGUUAACACUAGCUGCUUUAAAUUUCUGAGAUUAAAAAUGUGCGAUUAAUGUGUUUUUGGGUGAUUAAUGUUUGGUCAUGUGGUUAACACUAGACUUCAAUAAGAUUAUCAAUGUUCCGGUGGUUAACAUGUAAUGGUGUAAACAUAGAUGCAAACACAGAAUCAAACUCAAAUGAAACGAUCAUUAAUGCUGUUCUUAUAAUAGACUUUGAUUUUCCGUGGAAACUCCGUCAAGCGAUUUAUGUAUAUUAAUGCUGUUUAUAACUUGUAAGCUAAAAUGUUCUUAUAAUAGACCUUUUUCCAUCAAGCGAUUAUGUAUAUUUUAGAUGAUGUUUACAACUUGUAAGCUAAAUCAGAUGAUUUUAGACGACUUCUUGGGGGUAUAUAUAGCGCAUGCACGAUUCUCAUGCAGCGAUAUUCAAUACACAAAGUAAGGAGAAACAAAAAAAAACAAAAAACAAACGAGCAUUUUAAUUUGAAAAUAAAAUGAAAGGUCUUCUUCAGUUUCUCAUAGCUAAAAUCAUCUUAUUGGCAUUAGCAUCUUCAGUUGUAACUUGUUACGAUCCAUCUCCUCUUCAAGAUUACUGUGUUGCCACCAGCAAUACAAAUGGAGGUUCUCUCUAUUGUUGCAUUUACGUACAUGUUUUCGUGAAUGAAAGGUUAUGUAAAGAUCCAAAACUAGUAACGUCCAAUGAUUUCUAUUUUUCCGGCCUAAACACCCCUGGAAACACCAACAACCGUCUUGGCUCAUCAGUCACCAAUGUAGAUGUCAGAAGAAUCCCUGGUCUCAACACUCUCGGAGUUGCCCUUUCCCGCUUUGAUUUCGCCCCUGGAGGACAAAUCCCACCGCACAUACACCCACGUGCCUCCCAAAUGAUCUUAGUCCUCGAGGGAACGCUCUUGGUCGGGUUUGUGUCCUCCAACGACUACAACUCCACGCUCUUCUCCAAGGUUCUUUAUCCCGGAGAUGUAUUUGCUUUUCCCGUCGGUUUGGUUCAGUUUCAUGCUAAUAUUGGCAAGACGAAUGCGGUUGCGAUUGGUGCAGUCGGGAGUCAAAAUCCUGGUGUGGUUCCGAUUGGUAAAACGCUUUUCGGGUCCCGCCCUUUGAUUGAUACAAGGCUUUUGGCUAAAGCUUUUGCGUUGGACGUGAAUACAGUGAGAUAUCUCCAAAGGGUGUUUUCUUUGGAAGAAAAUAUAGUUACCCCUAUAGUUAACUAGUUCAACAGAAUAACUACAAAACAUAUAACUAAGUAUUUCAUAAGUACUGUAUACGUAAAAAAUACAGAAAAUGAUAAGUCUGUGGGAAUUAAAUUUGUAAGUGUGUAAUAUACGUGUGCUAAUUUAAAAACAGUAUGUGGGAAAUUAAUUAUUAAAAUUAAUGAAUGAAUAAAUAUAAAAUAAGAUCUUUUAAACUUUAAGAGAAAGAG